UCUACCACAGCGCGCAGGACGUCUUGCUGCCUCUCGCGGGUCAUCUUCGGCCAAUGACGUUUCAGCCAAGCGGUGAUUGGUCCCAGUGAUUCUUGCCGCUCGUCGGCGGGGCUCUGAGUGGAGGGGGCGUUUCUCUCGCUGUUUGCGCGGAGGAGGCCUAGACUCAAGCUGAAAAUGCAUGUCCUCUGGAUGAUGCGCCAGGUCUCCCAGACAGGGAUUCCGGUGUGCCUGAGCCUUACCCGACAUCUCAGCAGCACAACCUCCAGAGCUUCCUACAAGUAUGUGAAUGCUAGGGAGGAGCCAACAGACUGGAAAUCGGUCACUGACAAAGCUGCGCAGACUCUCUUGUGGACAGAACUUAUCCGAGGCAAUCGCUAUUGAGGCAGAGACUCGAGCUGAUGGUAGCCGCAGGACCACUCGCUACGACAUUGACAUGACCAAAUGCAUCUACUGUGGAUUCUGCCAGGAAGCUUGUCCCGUUGAUGCUAUUGUGGAGGGCCCCAACUUUGAGUUCUCCACUGAGACACAUGAAGAGCUGCUGUACAACCAAGAGAAGCUGCUCAACAAUGGAGACAAGUGGGAAGCUGAGAUUGCUGCUAACAUAGAAGCCGAUUACUUGUAUCGGUGAUUGAACAUUUCCCUCGGUCUUUCCAUAUCCUGAUCAGCAUGCUCAUCCAAAGCCAAACCUGUAAUAAAGGGCAUGCACCCAC
Candoia aspera is the source of this 710-nucleotide messenger RNA. Its product is annotated as NADH dehydrogenase [ubiquinone] iron-sulfur protein 8, mitochondrial-like. Gene Ontology annotation, molecular function: NADH dehydrogenase activity; 4 iron, 4 sulfur cluster binding. NCBI's taxonomy places the organism in Eukaryota, Metazoa, Chordata, Lepidosauria, Squamata, Candoiidae. The record is from RefSeq and is a predicted model, not a curated record. The transcript has 6 exons. Bases 287 to 628 code for a protein of 113 amino acids. Gene Ontology annotation, cellular component: membrane. Gene Ontology annotation, biological process: mitochondrial electron transport, NADH to ubiquinone; mitochondrial respiratory chain complex I assembly.